CUCUCUCUCUCUCUCUCUCUCUCAUCAGCUCGUUUUUUCUCUCUCCUCGCAGCUACCAUUUCCUAUCGUCGAUUGAAAAACCCUAGAAUUCGAAUACUCUAAGGAUCCAAGCUCCAUUGGUGUCAGCUUCAACAUUUGCGAGUUUGAGGCAGCCAUUCUUAACUUAUAAGAGAAUAGUGACCAGUAACCACGUAGCAACAUUUAACAAUCAAAGACUUCGGAGUUAAAUCAUCUAUGCCUGGCAACGAUGUUGGAGAUAGGGUUCACAAUUUCUUUGCACAAGACAGCUUGUCACAAGAGCAGCAUCGUUCCCCAGUAGUGGAGGGAAAUUGGCCAGCUCAUAGUAACAAUCUGUGGGUUGGAAGUCAGAGACAGAUAGGUGUACUGACUCCCAACACAAAGAAUUACAAUUUACAGAACUCUGAUAGUGGGAAAGGGCCGAGCAGCUACCCUUUUACCAGCCAGCAUGGCUUGAAUUUUAUGCAAUCCACUCCAAGGCCUGAGUUUGCAAAGAGCCAGUCACAAAAUCAGCAGGCAAAUUUGAAUGGUUACAUGUAUAGUGAUCAGUUUCACCAGACAAGGCAGGAUGAAGCAAAAUUUCUCUCUAUCGAUACAGGUUAUGAUCAACGUAGUCUAGCCUCAGGAGGCCUAUCUCCUUAUGCAUCACAGCAAGGAGUAGGUCCAGAGCAGCAGGCAAGAGUACCAGUUAGGUCAGAACCUUCUGAGAGUCCUGCUAGUUUUGAUCUUUUUGGUGGUCAGCAAAUGAAUCGUCAGCAAUCAAACAUGCUGCAGUCUCUGCAGCGGCAGCAGUCUGGGCAUAGUGACAUGCAGCAAAUGCAACUCAUGUUGAAGAUGCAAGAACUUCAGAGGCAGCACCAACUUCAGCAAUUAGAUGCCAGGAAGCAAAAUACACUAAAUCAGGCAUCUGGUAGCCAUCCCCCUGCAUUGGUUCAUGACACUACAAAUUCUGGUGCAUUAAAUUAUCCUUGGGCAAGUGAUCUUGGAAACACAAAUUGGUUGCAACGUGGUUCUCCAAUCAUUCAGGGAUGUUCCAAUGGACUCAAUCCAACCAACAUUGGACAAGCACAACAGUUAAUGGGUUUGAUUCCUCCAUCAGCGGACCAAUCUCUAUAUGGAGUUCCUGUUUCUGGUUCAAGAGGAAGUGUGAACCCAUUUUCACAAGUAAUUGAUAAGCCCACAACGCGUCCAAUGCCGACCUUUGAUAGUUCAUUUCCGGGUAAUCAAUAUGCUGCAUUGCCGGAUCAAGUCAGUGGGCAGGAUGGGACUUUCAUUCCUAGACAGAGAUCCCAAGGCGGCCAUUUUCUCGGACAUGCUUCAAGUCAAGCCCUGACUAACCCGAUAAAUAUGGAGAACCCUCAACAAGCAAAUAUUAUGCAGAACAGUUCAGCUUUCCAGGACUUUUGUGGCAGACAGGGUCUGGCUGUUCCUCCAGAAAACUCACAGGAACUAGCAGGGGCACAUGCUUCUUCCUUGCAGAAUGAAGUCGCCUUAGAUCCUACAGAAGAAAGAAUAUUGUUUGGUUCAGAGGAUAAUAUGUGGGCAGCCUUUGGCAAGAGCCCUGAUAUGAAUGGGGAAGGUGGUAAUUCAUUUGAUGGUGCAGGUUUAUUGAAUGGUACUUGGAGUGCACUUAUGCAUUCUGCUGUUGCAGAAACUUCUAGCAGUGACCUUGGGGUACAGGAGGAGUGGAGUGGUUUAAAUUUUCACAGUACGGAAAUUCCUUCAGAAACUCAGAAUUUGAUGUAUAACAGUGGGAGACAUAAAACAUCUGCUGCUGAGGAAAAGUUGCCCCCAAACUCAUCCUUGAAUUCUGUUUCUGUUCAGCCCUCUGAUAGCACCAAUGUGAACAAUAACUAUUCCGAUGUCCAAGGCCACAGGCUCCCAUAUGAGCCAGGCCAGAGUUUGCAUGCCAACUCUUCUCAAAGACUUGUCCAGUCAUCGGAGGAAGGAAGCAAGUUGUCAAAUUUCGGUCCACGGCAGAAGUCAGUUGUUGAAGUAAGCCAGAUGAUGUUUGGGAGUGCUUCACAUCCUAUUGACAGCGAAAUAAAUGCGAGAAAGAUUUCUGGUUCUUUGACACCUGAGAUUGGUGGAGCUAGACAACUAUGCUACAAAUCUGCUGGUUGGAGUGACGUAGGAUCAGCAGUGCCCUCUGGAGAUGCAGCUUUAAGAGUUUCAAGUGAGAAUUCGUCAAGUCGUUCCCAGGAUGACAAUCGGAAGAAAUUCAUCCAAGCUGAAGUUGUUCAAGGUGGUGUGACAUGGAACUCUAACUCUGGCCAUAAUUCUGCAGUUGAUAUGGAGCAUGCAGGAUCAUCUAUCGCAAAUCACCAAGUGAAUUCGGAGGUCUUUAACUUGCAUAAUUCUGGCUCUGCACCCAAGUCAAGUACCAUGAGGGGUGGCGAAGAAACCAGUCAACUGCAAAAUAAUUAUCAUUCUGAUUAUUGGAAGAACAAUGAUUCCUUUGUCAAGUCUACAGUAAGCAAAGCCUUGGGAGCUUUACAGCGUCAUGUUACCAAAGACAAUCAGGUCUUGCACUCUUCGAGGGGUAUUAGUGACAUAGAAGUCAAAAUGCAUGGGCUGCAGAACAGCGAUAAGAAGAACUCGAAUGACAGCUACCGCUCUAACUUAUUCCCUCCUUCUGCUGCGAUGAGGGAAAAUUUCUUGUCAGAUGCGAGUGAUUCAAGGUGUCUUCCUACUAAGCAGAAGUCGUCUGAUCAGGUUGGACAGAAAAAUUCUUGGGUUCGCAAGUUUCAGUAUCAUCCCAUGGGAAACAUGGAUGAGGAUUUGGAUCCUGCUUAUGACAGGAAACAGCCUAGUCAUUCUCAGUCUAUGCUGCAGCACAAUGCCAAUCAUGGCCAGUUGGAAGUAUUUGGUCAGGUUCCCAAGAGUCAGACAGAAGUGGAAGAGGGGCAGCCGUCUAAUGGUCUGAGAGAUGGCAAAGGUUUUAGUGAGGUGCAUUCGCGAAGCAGCUUCCAGAGUGGUGGAUCUAGUAUGCUUGGCCGCUUCAAUAGAUCAGAUUUAUAUUCACCAAAUACAGCUGCACAAACUAGUCCAAACAUGCUCCAGCUUCUUCCGAAGGUAGACCAAUCAAGCGUGCGUGGUUCUAUGACUCAGUGCAGUAAUUCUGAACAGCAAGUAUCAUCUGAGAUGCCUGAAGCAGAAAAUUCUGAUGGGUCUGUUGGUCAUCUCCAGCAAAGUCAGUCUUCUGCCUCUCAAGGCUUUAGUCUACAACUUGGCCCUCCAUCUCAGCGGGUAUCAGUUCAAAACCAUUCUUUGUCAUCUCAGAGUACCCAAGCAGCUAGCUCUUCACACUCUCGAGCUGCGGAGGAGAUCGGAGAGAAAAGUCGGGGACGGAUGUGCCCUCCUCAUCAGGGUCAAUCCUUGCCUCCUGCUGAACACUCUCUGGAAGAGUUGAAGAAUAACAGAUCUGGGGUUCCAGGAAGUACAUAUAAUGAAACUUCUUCGUACACGAUGCCUGGAAAUUUUUCUGCAGCAUUUGAUUCUAGUUCUGGUUUUCCCUACCUGAGAAGCCCACAUCAAAAUCCACCUAUGGUUAGAGCUACUGGGCAACUCUCAACAAAUCAGUCUAUAAGUGUAUCUUUCAAUAAACAUGGUCCCCUUUCUGCUGAGAAAGGUGACUCUAUCAGAGGACCUGAAAGUGGUCAAUCUGUACAGCCUUCUGUGCCCGAAGGGGCUGGUGAUGUUAAACAGGAUAAACCUACUAUCACUGCAGGUACAUCUCAGUUAAGUAACGCCAAUGAUCCCCAUGAAAGGCUCUUUGCAAAUCAAGCUUCAUCUAAGGAGCCUGGGUCAGUUUCUCAGCCUUACUCAAUGUCUGGCAUCGCUCAACAGGGUGCAUCUUCAAAAAUAUUCGCUAAUAUGUGGACAAAUUUUCCACCACGGCAGCCCCUUUUUGGUGCUCAAUCCAACAAGGAGUCUUCUCAAAUUCACCAGUCGCAUCAAUUGAGUAUUAUGGAGUCAUCAUUGUCUGCUGCUGAGAGGCAAGGCGAUCAAGAUGCAAAUAAGGAAUGGAAGUUCACAUCUGAGCUUGACACAAGCACAGUGAAUAUUUUGGGCUCUGUUGAGGGGGAAGAACAGCGAGUGAAGGAAAGCCCUUCUCGACAAGUACCAUUUCAAAACAUUGAACCAGUUCAGAUGAAUGAUUCACAGGAUAGAGAACCUGUUGUCAAGAAUCUCUCAGAAGGAUCCCCUGCAAAUUCUGCAUCGAUGCAGAGAGAUAUUGAAGCUUUUGGUCGAUCUCUGAAACCAAAUAACUUCCCUCAUCAAAAUUAUUCCUUACUAAACCAAAUGCAGGCCAUGAAAAAUGUGGAGACUGAUCCAAGUGAUAGGGCCUUGAAAAGAAUGAGGCUAUCAGACAGCAAUACAGGUCUUCAGCAAAUUCCUUCCACUGAAUCUAGAAUUUUAAGCUUCUCUGAGCAGGAAUUUCAAAGAAGCUUAUCAUCACAACAAGGAGGAAAGAUGCCUCCUCAGGAUAUACUUGCAUAUCGUCAGGAUGAUGCUCAGAGCAGAUCUCACAACAAUAGUACAAAUCCAUUUAAGCCUGAGCAUACUCAGAUUAGUCCUCAGAUGGCACCGUCCUGGUUUAAUCAGUAUGGAACCUUCAAAAAUGCGCAGAUGUUACAGAUGUAUGAAGCACACAGAGCUGCCUCCAUGAAGGCAACUGAUCAACCUUUCACACUUGGAAAG
This is a messenger RNA of Nicotiana tabacum (common tobacco), 4722 nucleotides long. RefSeq lists its product as uncharacterized. The record is from RefSeq and is a predicted model, not a curated record. Lineage: Eukaryota; Viridiplantae; Streptophyta; Magnoliopsida; Solanales; Solanaceae.